GGAAAAUGAUACCGAAAAAGUCAUCCAAGACAAAACGCUUCAAUUACAUCAGCACACAUCAGCACAUGUCAGCACACUUCAAGUUCUGGUUCAACCAAGAGAACCAGAACUUGAAGAACGAAAAAGAACAAUCCGAUUUAAGGAUUAAGCGUCUCGAAGAUGAGAAUAAAGCCCUUCAAAUGUCCAACAAGCAUAAAGAUGAACAGCUCCUACAACACGGAGUCAGAGCAGCGACAGUGGAAUCACCGCCGCCCAGUUACAGCAAGGCGCAUGAAACGGGCACGGGCAAAAGCUUUCACUUCGAGAUGCCGCUACGAACUGGCACCGGUAAAAGAAGUGUCAAAAAUGAAAGAGAUGGCGAAAAGGUCAAAGACGACAAAGAGCCACCUUCGGAAAGUUACCCGCAUAUGAGCCGAGGUGACCCCUCACAAUUUCCUCCGCACAUCGAAACAAAUGUGUUCGUUGACGAUGGACGACGGGACAGACCCUCCAGCCGACAGGAGCGUCAAAGGAAAUCCCGUUAUGAGAAGGUGAAACGAAACCAAAAUGACGAUGACGGUAGCGAAGAAGAGGAUGAUCCGAGAGCAGAAACGACAGCAGCACAACUGACAAAAGCGCUCAACUCGAUGGCUCGGAAAAACACACUCGUGACCUUUGAUGGCAGCCGCGACACCGUAAAUGGUUGGACAAGAUUGGUAAAAGAAACGCAGAAAACCUACCAGCUUACCGACGAUCAAAUCAUGAUCGAGAUAGCCAGCGCGGUGAAAGGUCCCGCUAAAACCUGGUUUGAAGGAGAAAAGGAUAUUGCAUCAGAAGACGGAAUUGAAUACUCAGUAACGGAGUGGAUGGACAAAUUCAAAGACGAAUACGGUGAUCGAGAUGAAGAAGUCCUAGGCUUACGUGAGGCCUACGCAAGGAAAUUUGAACUCGGAAAGGAAUCGCUUGACCAGUAUUACCAGGCGAUGAUGCGCUUCAAGGCAAAAAGAAUCAUGCAGAAUCAAGCAGUCGGCUUCCUAAUUGAAGGAUGCAGAGUGGAUAACGAACUCUACAAAGCAUUGCGUACACAAAAGUGCAGAACGCCAACUGAUGUAAAGGACUUCUUCAGACAUUGGGCUACUGGCGAAGAAAAAUAUAAGGCGCCUGAAAUUCAACGUAACCAGGAAUACGUGACCAUCCGCCAAGGCCAAGUUGAAAAUGUACCACAACAAAGGAUGGCAGCUGCACCAGUCCAACAGCCAGUGGAAUACCGCGUGGAAACCCCGGUCAGAGAGGUCACGGAAAAGGUGACCUUUAUCGACAGUCAGACGGGGCAACCGAUAACAUACGCAAUGGUAGCGGCGAUACAAGCGGCGGCUCAGGUGAGACCGGUACCUCAGAAUGUGGCUCCACCGGUACCACAGAACGUGGCCCCUCCGAAUGUCGGGCUACCACAACAAGGAGUGGGUAACGGAAAUUUCAGUGGAAACGGAUACGGAAAUGGAAAUUGGAAUGGAGGUCAAGGGAACUUCCAGAAUCAGGGUCAAGGUCAAGGCUACAUUCAGCCAAAUAGAGGAAACCAGAACUACCUGCAGAACCAAGGGUCACGAACUGAGUUCAAGUUCCAAAAGAUUGACGGAUGGGUUGCAAACGGCGUACAGAUGUGCCAAUACUGUAUGUAUGGCAAUCAUCAGACACAGGGGUGCAAGUUCGUUAAAACACACCACCGGAACAGAAUCCGAAUCUGUUUGCCUUCCGAGAGUGGCAACGCCUUCGCGCUACGGGCGGCUGGCGUCAAGCGGUGGCAAAUGGAUAUGAUCUGAUCGCGCAAUG
Paramacrobiotus metropolitanus is the source of this 1809-nucleotide messenger RNA. RefSeq lists its product as uncharacterized. The coding region runs from base 6 to 1799 and encodes 597 amino acids. The record is from RefSeq and is a predicted model, not a curated record. The transcript has a single exon. Lineage: Eukaryota; Metazoa; Tardigrada; Eutardigrada; Parachela; Macrobiotidae.